UGGCUGCUGCGUCCAAGGGGACAAGGGGCCCAAAUUCGCACGUCGCAUGGCUUGAUGGCUCGGCAGGGGUGUUGCAUAACUAUAUAUAUCGACUUGAUGCCAGUGGAGUGCAUAGUUCAAUUCUGUCCCGCAACCUAGUAAGGCUCCAAUAUCGUUCCAACAUGAAGUUCUUCGUCGUCGCUUUGGCUUUGAUUGCUGUGGCUGCUGCCCAGGAUGAAACCAUGUACACCUCAAAGUUUGACAACAUCAACCUGGAUGAGAUUCUACAGUCGGAUCGUCUGUUCAAGAACUACUACAACUGUCUGACCGAUGCUGGACCGUGCACUCCCGAGGGUAACGAACUGAAGCGUGUCCUGCCAGAAGCUCUGGAGACAAACUGUGCCAAGUGCAGCCCCAAGCAGCGUGAAGCUGGAACCCGAGCCAUCAAGCACGUGACUGAGAACCGCCCAGAAGAAUGGAAGGUUCUGCGCGCCCGCUUCGACCCGGAGAACAAGUAUGUCGCCCAGUACCUGUCCGAAGCCGAGAAGGAGGGAAUCAAGCUGUAAACUGAGGGCUUUGUUGAGUGAUAGUAUUAGGUUGUAUUAAAUAAAUUGUUGAUUGAAAAUUGA
Molecule: messenger RNA, 608 nt
Organism: Aedes albopictus (Asian tiger mosquito)
Lineage: Eukaryota; Metazoa; Arthropoda; Insecta; Diptera; Culicidae
Product: ejaculatory bulb-specific protein 3-like
Exons: 2
Coding region: 162-545 (127 amino acids)
Source: RefSeq, a predicted model, not a curated record